Ceutorhynchus assimilis (cabbage seed weevil) is the source of this 18186-nucleotide messenger RNA. NCBI's taxonomy places the organism in Eukaryota, Metazoa, Arthropoda, Insecta, Coleoptera, Curculionidae. The record is from the annotation of a GenBank genome assembly.
UGCUGGUGGCUGGUGUGAUAAAAGGGACUGAUUGGAGGGUCCGCCGUCCGUCGUCUACCCAGUCCCAGUCUACUAACCUAAAAAUUUUUUUUUGUGCUUGUGUUGUACUUGUACUACUUUUGUUUGUUUGUGUAGUGUUUGUGCAAAAUCGAUCAACAAAGAGUGAACUUUAUUAGUAUUUUUAUAUAGAAAUAAAUAAAAGUGUGUGCAAUGAAAAAGACUACAGCCCAAACUAGCUGCUUUUUGGUUUACCAAUCAGGACGCAAGCUGAUCGAUAUGGUAGUGGGGGUAUGAGUGUGGAUGGUGGAUGGACUGGGUUUACUAACUUUUUCGCGAGCCAAGUCAGCCGAGCAGGUCUCUUGUAGUUUCGAAAAGUAGCAACAAAAUGUUAAUAAGUUCAUUUUUUUAUAUAUUCUUAUGAUUCGUUCAUGUCCGGUGACGUAAAGUAAUUGCUCGAGUAAUGGACUUUUCCGAAAAGCCUACGAUUUUAUCGAGGAUUUUAUUUUCUGUGUGUGCACGGCGACUCGUCCUAGUCUGAAUAUAUUCCACAAACUACAGUAGAUACUCUCGAACAGGGCUUUGUAAAAGUUACAGAAAAGUGAAAAGCUGAAGAGUAACAUGCGGAAUUCAAUAUAGGGUUUUAGAAAAAUUGCCUUUAUUAUACCUACCUAACCUACCUAGAUGAAACUGAUAAUGAACUAAAUGAAUACAAAAAUAAAAUGGAGGUGCAUGUUAUAAUAAUUAUUAUAUCCAGUCAUAGUAACAAUAUGAAAAGACAAUAGUGACAAUACUAAUUGUUUUUUUUCAUACAGAAUAUGAAUAAUUGGUGAAUCUAUGUCAAAACAUGUCGAACAAAGAAAAACCAAUAAAUAAUGGCAAUACUAAUGGUUUAAAAGGUAGCCCAGGCAGUUCGAAAAACUCUCCAAUUAAGUGCAAUGAACAUUAUAGCCAAUGCAAAGAAGAAGCAUUUCAAUUCGAAGUCCCAACUGAAGCUCCAGUUUUUCAACCUACAGAAGAAGAAUUUUUGGACCCUUUAGCUUACAUUGCUAAAAUAAGACCAAUUGCGGAAAAAACAGGAAUAUGUAAAAUUAAACCACCAACAAGAUGGCAACCUCCAUUUGCUGUAGAUGUGGAUAAGUUGAGGUUCACUCCUAGGAUACAAAGGCUAAAUGAAUUGGAGGCUAAAACACGGGUAAAAUUAAAUUUUCUCGAUCAAAUAGCUAAAUUUUGGGAAUUGCAAGGAUCAUCUCUAAAAAUUCCUAUGGUAGAAAGAAGAGUUCUUGAUUUAUACACAUUACAUAGAGUAGUAAAACAUGAAGGUGGUUUUGAUGAAGUUACUAAACAAAGGAAAUGGUCCAAAGUAUCAAUUCAUUUGGGUUACCAAAUCGGAAAGAAUGUUGGAACAAUUUUGAAGCAGCAUUAUGAAAGGUUAAUAUAUCCUUUUGAUGUUUUCAAAGAAGGAAAAAAGGUUCCUAUUACCAUUGAAAUCAACGACGAGGGGCAUGAAAUAACUACUGAUAAAGACUAUAAACCGCAUGGCAUUGUUAAUCGCAUGGCUGUGAAGCCCCCAUCAGAUAAAAAUGCUAGACGAUCUAAAAGAUUUGAGACCACUGAAAAUGAUAAGACUGAGAUAGAACUUAAAAUCAAAGAAGAAAAAUGUGAAGAUGCUAAAAAUAAGGAUGAUGAUAAGGAUGGUGGUAAUGAGGAUAAAAGUAAAGAACUAAAACGACUCCAGUUUCUUGGGCCUGGGCCCAAAAUCGCUUUAUAUGAUGAAAAAAAGGAAUUUAAACCCAGAGCCAAACAUAUUAAGUACGAUUUUGAUCCUUUAGCAAAAUAUAUCUGCCGUAACUGUAACCGAGGAGACGCAGAAGAAUACAUGCUACUAUGUGACGGUUGUGACGACAGUUAUCACACAUUUUGUCUGAUGCCACCCUUAACUGAAAUUCCUAAAGGUGAUUGGAGGUGUCCCAAGUGUGUUGCAGAGGAAGUAUCAAAACCUAGUGAAGCUUUUGGGUUUGAACAGGCCCAAAGGGAAUAUACCUUACAACAAUUUGGAGACAUGGCUGAUAGUUUCAAGUCAGAUUAUUUCAAUAUGCCAGUUCAUAUGGUUCCAACUAGUACAGUUGAACGAGAAUUCUGGCGCAUUGUUUCUUCAAUAGAUGAGGAUGUGACCGUAGAGUAUGGAGCCGAUUUACACACUAUGGAUCACGGUUCUGGUUUUCCUACAAAAUCAUCUGCAAAUCUUUUCCAAGGGGAUAAAGAGUAUGCGGAAUCGAGUUGGAAUUUAAAUAAUCUACCUGUACUUGAAGGAUCAGUUUUAGGAUACAUUAAUGCUGAUAUAUCAGGAAUGAAGGUUCCAUGGAUGUAUGUUGGUAUGUGCUUUGCAACAUUUUGCUGGCACAACGAAGAUCACUGGUCCUAUUCUAUUAACUAUCUUCAUUGGGGUGAAGCUAAAACAUGGUAUGGAGUUCCAGGUAAUAGGGCAGAAAAAUUUGAAGAAACGAUGAAGUCAGCAGCUCCUGAAUUAUUCCAUUCUCAACCGGAUUUAUUGCAUCAACUCGUCACUAUUAUGAAUCCAAAUAUUCUUAUGAAUGCUGGUGUACCAGUUUACAGGACUGAUCAGCAUGCUGGAGAAUUUGUUGUUACUUUUCCGAGGGCUUAUCAUGCAGGCUUCAACCAAGGGUAUAAUUUUGCCGAAGCAGUAAACUUUGCUCCUGCGGACUGGUUAAGAAUGGGUAGAGAAUGCAUUCUACAUUAUUCACACUUGAGGAGAUUUUGUGUAUUUGCCCACGACGAGCUUGUUUGUAAAAUGGCACUGGAUAAUGAUAAGCUGGAUUUAACUAUUGCCGCGGCCACUUAUCAGGAUAUGCUUGUUAUGGUGGACACUGAAAAGAAAUUACGGAAAACGCUACUUGAUUGGGGUGUCACAAAUGCAGAACGUGAAGCAUUUGAACUACUACCAGAUGACGAAAGACAAUGUGAAGUAUGUAAAACAACAUGUUUCUUAUCUGCAGUGACCUGUUCUUGUACAUCAAAUACUCUUGUCUGUCUAAGACAUUAUAAAAAUUUAUGUGAAUGUCCUUCAGCAAAAAGAACUUUAAGAUAUAGAUAUACUCUAGAUGAAUUGCCAAUUAUGUUAAAAGCUCUAAAACUCAAGGCUGAAUCAUUUGAUCAUUGGGUUGCAAAAGUAAAAGAUGCCCUCGACCCAAACACUCCCAAGACCUUAAAUUUGAAUGAUUUAAAAGCCCUUCUUAAUGAAGCAGAUGGAAAAAAAUUCCCAAAAUGUGAGCUUCUUCAAACUCUAACUAGUGCUGUUAUUGAUGCUGAAAAAUGUGCUAGUGUCAUCCAUCAGUUAGAUCUCAAUAAAAUGCGCACUAGAACUAGGCAUUCUAAUGAAGUCAAAUAUAAAUUAACAGUUGAAGAGCUGACAUUAUUUUGUGAUGAAAUUAAUAGCCUGGCCUGCGUUUUGGAUGAAGCCAAAAGCAUAAGAGUCUUACUUACCCAAACUCAACUAUUUGAAGCAAAAAGUGAAGAGCUCCUCAGUCAAUCUUUACAACAAAAUUCCCUUGUAGAAUUGGAAGAAUGUCAAAAUCAUGGUAGUGGUUUGUGUAUAGAUCUUCCAAAUCUUCAACUUAUUGGUACAAGAAUUAGACAGGUACAAUUUAUGAAAGAAGUAGAUACUUACAGAAAAAAAUCUGAUGUCAUGGAAGUUGAUUUAAUUAAAAAUUUAAUAGAACAGGGUUACUCUAUUCCUCCUCAUGUGGAAAUGGAAAAAGAAUUAUCCAAUCUUCAGUUAAUAGUCCAUCAAAGUCAAGAAUGGGAACAGAAAGCACAAGAGUUUCUUAGAUGUCAGGAUCCGAAUAUACUUACGCAGGGUGAAAAGCUUCUUAAAGAUGCAUCAAAUAUUCCUUGCCAUUUACCCACAGCGUCUAUUGUUUCUGAUGCGAUUAAGAAAGGCAGAGAAUGGACCAAACAAUUAGAAGAAAUUAACUCAGCUGAAUAUUACCCUUAUUAUAGUGCCAUACAAGAAUUGAUAAGAAAAGGGCGCCAAUUAGUUAUUCAUUUAGUAGAAGUUGACCGAAUAAAUGAAUACCUUAUUCUGGCUAAUGCUUGGAAAGAGAAAACUUGCAGAGUUUUUCUCAGGAAAGAUUCGCCUACAACUUUAAUGGAUGCUUUAGCACCUAGAACUGCUUCACUUACCAGUAAACCACCUAAAAAGGGCAAAGGCACUGAGGAUGAUUCAAAAUCUAUAGUUUUCACUCAUACAAUAGAUCCAGCUACUGUUGUAGCAUUAUUUAAAGAAGCAGAAGAAAGUGAAAUGUCUAUGAUAAGAAAAUUGAGACAAUUUAACCAACAGAAAUCUCUAGAACCAAAUGACCUUAGCUACAGUUAUUGUGUCUGUGGACGAGGUGCUUUUGGUAUUAUGAUGAGAUGUGAACUGUGUCUGGAUUGGUUCCACUCCACUUGCACUUAUCUUCCAAAAAUUGCCUUCACCAAAUUUAAAGGCAAUGUUCUUAAUAUUGCUAUAAGCUUAGGGUUCAAAGAUUGUAAAUACAUUUGUUGCAAUUGCCAAAGAUCCAAAAGACCUAGACUGGAUACAAUUCUUAGUUUACUAAUGUCUCUUCAAAAACUGUAUGUUAGGGUGCCUGAAGGCGAAGCUCUUCAAUGCUUAACUGAAAGAGCAAUGAACUGGCAAGAUAGAGCCCGGCAGCUUCUGCUAACUCCUGAACUUGAAAGAGCCAAAAUUAGAUUAAAUAAUUUAAGUCAAAAGUUUACUGAUGCUGCUGCGAAACAAAAAACUGAGAAGAUCAAUACUGACUCGAAAAGGGCUUCUAAAAUUCCUGAGCCUCACCGAGUACUCGAAAUCGCUUCAUUUAGUGCAGUAAACGAAGAAGGUUUAGCCUGUGAUAGUGGAAUUAACGAAUCUGAUGAUGCAUCAAGAGAAUCAACAAGAGAUUCUGAUGAUAGAAUGGGAGAACAUGCAUAUAGUCUUCACCUUCCGAAAAACGAAGGUGAAGAUUCUGUUGUACGGAUCUCUCCAGAAGUAAGAAAGAAAAUGGAAGACUUGCUUAUGGAAGGUGAUUUACUAGAAGUGUCUCUAGAUGAAACUGUAGCCUUAUGGAAAUUAAUGCUAAGCUCUAGAGAUCACGAUCGUGAAGUGAUGCUUAUCGACUUUGACGCACAUCUCAAACCAAGUCCAAAAAAACGAGGGAGAAAGAGACUUUCUGAGGAUCCCGUCGAUCCUGCCAAAAAAACACCUAAAACUGCAAAAGCAGACGGAGAAAAGAAAGUUCGCGGUCGUAAGCAACAACCCUCCAAUAAAGAAGGUCCAGUGAAAAAAUUACGGGGUAAACGCAGAGGCCGACGUCGUCAGUCUACUGCUUCCAAUAGUAGUGACAGUGAAGAAGAAGACUGUGCAGCUAAUGGCUGCCAAAGACCAUCAGGACAAAAUGUGGAUUGGGUUCAAUGCGAUGGUGGUUGUGAACAAUGGUUUCACAUGGCAUGUGUUGGUUUAUCAGUUGAAGAAAUAAAUGAAGAUGAGGACUAUAUUUGUAUGACUUGUUCUCGAAGUACUACUUUUGAGAAUGUUGAGCCAUGUGAAACUGUGUCUUGCAGUCCAGGAUCGCCAGACUUAUCACAACCUUCCACUUCGAAGGAUGUUUCUUAGUGGUUAGAAAUUAUACUAAUCGGAUCGCCCACACAGCUGAUUUCCAGGAAUUCGAAGAGAAGACAUCACUUGCUGUAUGGGCUCACACCUAUCCUGGCAUUGUGGCGGAUUUGGUAUGCUGGCUUGUGUUGCAUCUGACGAGAACAAACAAGUAUAUAGUAAUGAAAGUGCCCAAUGAAAAGAAGCUCGAUUUUCUCUUCAUUGUCUCACGAAGCACACACAUGUAUUGCAUUGUCGAGAAGCGAACAUACAUCCUCAUAGUAUGAGGUAAAUGUGGUGGAUUGCACAAUCAACUCCUGUAUAGAUAAAACUACAGUGACUAAAUGAACCUUUACAUACAGUGGCGACAAUAGAGGUCCCGCCGCCAUUUUGUGCCUUACCUCUUGCUACUUUUAAAUAUGAAUAUAUAUAAUAUAUAUAUAUUUCUGGUGGAUGGCCAUUUAAAUCCUAUAUAUUCAUAUUUAAAAUUACCAAGAGGUAGGGCACAAAAUGGCGGCGUUUUCCAUAUGAAUAUAUAGGAUUUUAAAGAACCAAUCAUAAAUGAGACGGCAACACGCCACUGUGGUAAUAGAGUUACUGUAGAUAAAACCAACUAAGAAGAAGCCACUAUGUGAUCUUUUGUUUCACUUCAAAUGGGAGGGCCCUAGAGAAAAGGAAAUUUGCCUCAUUCAUCAGUGAUGACGUCAGGGCUUCUUCUUAGUUGGUUCUAAUUAUACUAUGAAUUUUUCAUAUAGACAAUAUUCUGAGUCAAUAUUGUAUUUGAAUUCUUCUCAUACAAAAAGACUCUUAUUUGAUAGAUUGGAAAUCUCCUCGGAUUCAUUGCUAUACUAUGUGCUUAAUGAUUAUUCAAACUCUGGUCAAGAGAAACUAAGGCAACAUCUGAGUAGAUUUUUAAACAUUUGAGUUGUAGGAGGGAGCCCGUUUUUGUCUCUAAAUAUAUCGUUUGCUGCUCACUUCAAAUAAGAUGAACAUCGUAAGACUAUUACCACUGGAAGCAGAGCAGAGAAAAAGAAAAGGCUUCGCUGAAACAGUAAAUCAUUCAAAUUGUAGAUUUUUGAAAUUGCUAUUUCUUAGCGAGUUCGAUCUCGAAUAUUGUGAUUCAAAGGAAACAUAUUCAAAAAUAGAGCAAAACCGAGUUUAACAGGGCAUAAUUAACAGACAGUAAAGGGCCCCACACACUACGUUCUGUCUCGUCAGUUUUCAUCGUCGCGAUUAACAACGUCAUGCUUCAUCGUCAGUGUGUUUUCACCACACACUACGCGAUUUUUUGGCAGUUGGACCCACAUACAACGGUUUUGGAACGAAAUGUUGAACCGUCGUGCCAAAAAUCAAGCUCGAGCUGAAUUUUAAACCUAUGAUGAGACACGACGGUUUUCUACCACACACUUCGGUUUUAGAUCGUCGUGUUUCAUCGCGGCGAUGAAAACCGACGAGAAAGAACGUAGUGUGUGGGGCCCUUGAGAUACACUCUUCUGCUAGCAAAAUGGCGACUAUUCAGAAAAUGUCGCUUUCAUAUACCAACCUUUCAUUACACAUUGAAUGAAUCAGAAUUAAGACGUCAAAUUUCAUGAUAUGAUGUUGAAUUUUCAUUUUUAUUUGAUGAGCUAACCUAAACUGACCGCUAACUUGUUCUGUCAGGUCCGAGCAGAUCUUCUGAAAUACUAUUUUUAUUCAUCACCUUUUUCUUGUCUCGUCCAUUCUGACAAUAUUUCAUAAUUAAAUUUUCGGAUUUUAUUAAUUAACUUACCUAUACAUUUUUUUUUUUAAUAAGUGUUGCUUUACCAUAUUCCAUAUUUGAUCCUCUAUUUAAAGUUCUCGAUAUGGAAUUAUUUUUUCUUGGAGCUAUCGUACAAGGGAAUGUCCAGUCCAACUUUUUCAAAAGUAUAAGAUAUUAUUUAGAUUUUUUUUUAAAUUACUGAAUAUGGCACAGUAAAUUUCUGCGGUAAUUUAAAAAAUACGGCAUGCAAUGUAUGUAGGUAAUAUUCACAUUUCAAAGUUUUCAAAAUUUAUUGAAUGAUGAUAAUCUCCAGAUUGACUGCCUGACUUGGAAAUAAGACUAGCAUUCACUAUAAAACCCGUUUCACAUCAGGCAGCAUGUAAAACUUUGUAUCGAAUUGCUUCACUAGAUUAUUUCUGAACAGUUUUUCUAAGGCCGGGGUUACCCAAUUCCUUAAUUCUUAAUUUUUGUUCUUAAUUCUCAAUCUUUAAAAACACCAAUGUUAAAUAAAUUGAACUUUUUAAGAAUGAACACGUUCGCUGCCAAGUACGAGUUAACUCGUAGUAGACAAUCUUAUUACAGGUGCCAGCUACGAGAUGACUCGUAUUUUGCAUCGUGUCGUUCAAAGUCAAAUACGAGUAUAUUCGUUGUAAAUAGAGGUUAAUGGGGGUGCCUGGCCUACGGGAUAUGUAUCAGAAUAUCACACAGACAUAGUUGAACAAAAAACAUUUUUUUUUUCAAACAUGGUAGUCCUUGGUAUGGUAUGGUAUUUUUUUGCAAAAAUAUGGGUCAGGUACUACUUUGGAUGAACAUUUUAUGUUAUUUAGACCUAUUUCGAUGAUAAAAUAUAGUUUUUCAACAUUGGCAUUUUGGACCCGAUCAACCGAAAUCUGUCUGGCAGCGAACGUGUUAAGGACAAAUAUUAAGAAUUAAGGAAUUGGAUAACUCAGGCCUAAGAGUCGUGCUGGCAACUUUUUCUGAAUGACCCAUUUCUGAAAAUCCAUGUUCCUCUAAAACUACAUUCCUAAUGAAUAGGGUAAUUUUCUUCUAUAUAAAUCCCCUAAAAAAAAAUUGCCCAGCGUUUUUUUUUAAUGAUAGAUGUCUGUUUCAUUAAAUAUUUUCUGUUAGGAAUCGGGCAUUUUCUCCAUUCAAAUCUUAAUUUUUUAGUCUAUCUUAAUCAUUUCCAAGAAGUAUGGAGCAUUCUUAGUUUUAUAUGUUCACCUGUUCAAAAAUAAUGGAGAUAUGAAUCGGAACAAUAGAGAAAUAUGCUUUCAUAAAUGAAAUUCUUACUUGCUGCAGACAUGGCAUAAACUUGUGUUCUUAUGCUAUGAUGGUGUACUUUGAAAAGAGGAGUUCCUCUUGUUGAAACAGGACCUGCAUCAACUUUUGCUCUAUAGUCUUAAUCAGUUCUAAUAUCCUUAGAAGUGAUUAGUUUUUUUUGACUGUGGCUCGAAUAAAUUUCUAAUACACCUGCAAUACGCUACAGCAAUAUUAAAAAACAAGAAAAGCAUCAUGACUUCAUAGUUCAUUGAAACUUUUUUAAAAUUAUAAAUAUUCAAUACUUGUAAUAAUUAUUAAUGAAGGUUUGUUUUUGUUAUGUGGAAUGAAAUAACUAGAAACAUAGUUCAAAAUUAGUUUUCCCUAUGCAAUUUUUUAGUACUAUAAAAUAAAUACUUACAUUGUACUUGUACACAGCUGGCAAAGGUAAAAGUGGAUUAUCAGCAUCAUUUACAAAUUUUGAAAUAGGAGCUUACUGUGUCCCACUAAAUGGGUGGGACAUUCCAAUCUUAAAACGAUUAUUGUUGAUUAUUUUGCACCAAACACACAAACAAAUCUGUUAUCUCUUGAAACCGAUCUAUGUCAAAUUUAAUUUUACCUAUAUAGAACAAAUUUAGGAAAUCAGUUAAUGGCAUGAUAUAACGUAACAUUGCGAUUGAUUUGGACAGACUUUACAUAAGAUGUAAUGUGGAUCGCCAAAUAUAAGAUCAAUGGGCUCAAUAAAACAAUAUAAACCACAUUAACAUUUCUUUUUAGGCGGUUACACACGGACGUGGAUGUCUGAAAACAUGUACGCACAUACAUGAACGUACAAACAAAAACAUCAAUGUGUAUGCAAAAUACCGUCGCGUUUUUGAAUGUGCAAUUUUGUAUGCACACUCGGAACUCUCUAGCAAGAAUAGCAAGACUGCAGUUUUGUGCGAGCGUCUGUACAAAAGCGCCAUGCACGUUCUUGGUUGCAUGUUGAUGUAUGCACGUAUAUGUAUUAAGACAUCCACGUCCGUGUGUAACCGCCCUUUGUAAGUUUAUUAUUAUUGUUAUACAAUUCAGCAUAAUUUUCUCUACAUUUGCCCCAGAAUAAUCGCAAUUGUAGGUAGAAACAUACAACAAAAAAGGGUCUUAUUGCAUGAUUCAAGAAAUUUUAUUCAAUUAUGACGGCAAUAUCCACUAAAUAAGAAUGCCUCUAAAGGGGUGUUAUUUUGUUUCUUCAGUUGUGAUAAAGUAGUACAUAGGUAUUUUAAAUAAUUGUAAUAUAUUUUAUAUCAUCCCUACAUAUACUGCUGUAGGAUAAGUAGUUAUUAAAGAAAAUUUUAGUAAUGUAUGAUAUUGUAACAAAGUAUUCUACUAUUUAUUUAUAUAUACAUAUAGAUAUAGCAAUUUUGUGAAUAGUAUAAUUCAGAACUAGUAUGUUUCCGAAGUUUAUGUGUCUGUCAUUUCAGUUUAUAUAUAAGAGAAUAGUUGAUAUCAAACAGGAGAUUUAUAAAAAUUAUUGAAAUAUUUCUUAGCAUGAUGUACAUAGGUACAGGGUAUUUGAUUAUAUUUGGCACCAUACCUACAGCCUUUACUAUUUAAGAUAGAAAAAAAAAUUAAAUACAAAACUUGACAGUUUUUUUUAUCGCAUAAUAUACAGGGUGUUCCAUUUAAAAAAGCCGAAGUUGCCUACGUUUCUCCAUUUUCCGAUGCGAUUUUGUUUUUUCUGAUACUAUUAAAUGAAAAUACAGAAAAAAACUGUCAAGUUUUGUAUUUAAUUUUUUUUUCUAUCUUAAAUAGUAAAGGCUGUAGGUAUGGUGCCAAAUAUUAUCAAAUACCCUGUACAUAUUUAUUAAUAAAUGUUCUUUGAUAUGACUGAAUGUAAGUAACCUACCAUAUAAAGAACUAAAUAUGGUCCGAUCAACAGAUUACAAUUGCCAAUAACACUAAUAAUAAGUAUAAUAGUUUUCAGCUUUAUAUUAUAUGGUAGUAUGUCCCAAAAAAUAUUCUCAUAAGGGCCGGGUUUUGUAUAUGUGUCAACAAGAUCGCUUUCACGCUGGCAUUUAUUUUUUUCCGGAUCGAAUGUUAUUGUGGUAAGUAUAGAAAAUAGGUUUGGCAAAUGUCACCUUUUGACGAAUGUUGACUCACGUAAGUGUAGAAAAAUCUGUGAAAAAAAUGCAAAUGCAUUGAUUUUACCUAUCAUUUGUCUACCAAAUUAUGCUUCCAAAGUUGGUAUCACCGUAUUUUAUGCGAUAGCUUUAUAAAUAUAUAAAACCACCCAAGUGUCACUUCUUAAAUUGAUAGCUUGUUUCGAAAUAAAAGCCAACGAUGCAUUGAAACUUUCUAAUAAUUAUAUCCAGCUUUAAUAAAGUUUCUUCAACAAAUAAGAAAGAAAAUAUCGACAAACCCCGGUAUUGAGAAGGCAAGAAGCUAGUAGAGCAUUUCCAAUUUUUUGUUUAUAACUUGAGAGAUAAAAAAACGUAUGAUAGGUAUGAAAUAAAUAAAUAAAAAAUAGCGAUAGCCAAUGAUCAAGUUCUCUAUGUAUAGUGAUAUAGUAAAAGCUUUCCAAGACCGUGAGAUCUGGUGAAGGAGGUAGCCAUGCAAUUGAUCUAUUGAUAUUUACAAGGUCUAAAACGCCGCCUCAAGUAAUUCAUGACUAUAUAAACAUUGUGGGGUGGGGCUUCAUCUUGCUGCCAGUAAACGUUCCUGUAUAUUCCUAAAAGCAAACCUUCCAGGAUCCUUCUAUUUCAUAUUGUAGAAAUCCCUAAUAUCUUUAGUUGACCACCCUUGAAAAAACAUUGGCGCUACAAUUCUCAUUCGGAGUAUUCAGGCCCAAACAGUUCUAAUGCAUCGGUGGCUUUAUUUUGAUAUAGGUAGAUAAUCAAUUAUUUUAGACAUGAACGCUCAUUCUACUUUAUCAAGUCAAUCACUUGAAAUACGUUAAGGGCCGAUUUAUUCACCUUGUGAUAAACUGUCAGCUCGACCGUCAGGUAUGCAAUCUGACGGAUAAAAACACAAUCUGUAAUCCCAUUGGAACGGUGAAUUUAUCUUGCAGAUUGUCCUAAAUUUGACAUUCUUCUAUACAGAAAUCAACCUUAACCUCCAAAAAUAAUAUGUCGCCAUUUAAAUUUAUGAAGCUGUAGUCACUUCCGACAAAACCGGAAGUGGCCAGACUUUGAGGCCAGACUUUGACUGGUGUUGCUUUUACACAUCCGUUAAGAGAUAACCUUUUGCAAAACCUAUACCCUAUACGGAAAUUCAAUUCAAUCGGAAAAGAAAUACAAAAAUGUCAGCGCGAAAGCAGUCUUGUCGACACCGGGUAUUACAGAGUGAUUUCAAAAUAUGAAAAUAAAAAGUCGUGUGAACAGUAAUGCUGCAAUAUGUAUAAUAUAUUUUUGAAAUUUACAUUUUGUCGAGUACUUUUCAUGAUACUAGGUCAUGAGGUUUGACUGUGCCAGUGAAGACGAAGAAUAUUAUUUAAAUAUUAUUUAAAAAUUAGAGAAAAAAAUCACUUCGCACUUCAAAUGAAUAUUUAAAAUAACCAUAAAAAUAAAUGAAUGGCAAAAAUAGAUAUUGCUCCAACCACAUAUAAUACACACACACAUAGAUAAAGCUGUUGUUGUUGGCAAGCUAAGGAAACCAUGUGCUUGCAAAGAAAUGAAAUGUACUUUAAUUUCAAAAUGUAGAUUCCAUUCUUUUUCCAAAUCCAUUAAUAUGAUUCUUGAAUUGUAUUGUAUUUGUAAUUAAUGAGAAAGACAUGUGAUAGUGAUAUUAUUGGAUAAUUCCGGCUCUGUCAAUUUACCAGCUAAUAAUAAUAAUAUUGCUUUAUGGUCUUUCUCAUUAAAAUUUUAAAUAUAAACUAAUUUUUUAAUAUUGUGAGUACAAAAUUUUAAUAAUUUUUUUUGGAGUGAUAUAAAAUUCAUUAUUAUAUUUUAAAUAUUGAUAUCUCCUUUUUACUAUACAUCUAGGUUAAAUUGUAAAUACAUAUUAAUUAUAUAUUCAUUCUUUUUACAUUAAAACUUAGAAGUUUAACAUAAAAUAAAUAUUUUUUAUUUUUUUUUUCGGCCAAAGAUGCAUCAAUAAGCUGCAAUCGAUUCUUUAAAUUGAAUGAGGUACCCAAAUACUGCGUGUGCAUCAGUGGAAAUUGUAGACCAACGAUAAGAUACUUGGAAUAUUUUUACAUUUUUGGGAUCUCUAGGUCUUCUAUUCUAGUUAAAAAAUGUUCCUGGUGUAGAUAUUAUCCUGACUUUUUUUACGUUGAAAAAAUAAUUGUUUUUCGCACUUUUUGUGGCUUGUGGCAAUUUUUCGUCUUUAGCUGCUUGUGACAUCCUUUGUGUACGAACACUAGUAUUAUAGUCGGUUUAUACUUACAAAAUUAAGAAUUAAAUUGAACUUAGAAUUUUUUCUGCAAGCAAGGGAUAAAAUAUAAAAUGUUUUUUCAUUUUUUUGUUUUAAUAAAGAUUGCAAUGCACGCUAAUAGCAUAAUUUUGGCAUGGACAUUAUUCAUUUUGUGCUAAAUGCAAAGAAAAUCUUAUUUAAAUAAAUAAUUAGAACAAUACAAAUAUGUAUCUGAGUUAGAUAAAAUUAUAAAAUACCCUAUUGACGCAUGUCCUGGACCGAACAUGAAUAAAUGAAUAUGAACGUUGUACGAACUAGAACUAUCUCCUCAAUUCUCAAUUGAAUGUUGGCCAACUUACUACAUUUCAUAUUGUAAUGUAAUCUUAUUGACAUUAGAACAAUGAUUUUUUUAGACCAGCGUGCUUUAUUUGAACCGCAUACAGAAUAUUCUAUCGUAAAUACACGACAGCAAACAGCCAAAAAGGAUCAAGUUAAUCAAAUGUUAGUCGACUUCAUGAAAUAUAUCGAAGACAAAAAACAAGCUUCUUCAGUGCUGUUGGAGUCUCAAGAUGUAAAUCCAAAAUACGCCACAGGCUUUGAGAUGAAGCAUAGUUUAGUCUGAAAAGGUUGGUGAGGACGAAAGACCUAGAAAAGCUAGAACUUCUUUAGGUUGCUUCUGGAGAUUGCGAAGGAAAUGCUGAAGAUGGGAGUAUAAAGAAUGCUACAAGCUUUACAUAAGAAAGCCCUUUUACAACACAGAAAUGAUGCUGCUGAAAGUGUAAUAAUUAAUGAAAUUUGCCUUGAAAACUCAGUAAGUAUAGUAAGUGAAGUGGAAACUGUUAAAUCCUUCACUAUUUACCUUUAACAUAAUUUUACAAAGAUGGCAAAGAUGAAAGUACCUACAAAUGAUGACAUUUGUCUUAUAAACUCGGUGGAUAUAGAGAAAGGAGAUAAAGAAAAUGAUGAAAGAGAGAGAAAAGAACAUCUUCGCCACAAGAUAUAGAAAAUCGCUCUUCACAUAGUGACAUUGGAUUUGUAAGGCCAGUGUAUUUGGUGAAGUAUUUGGAUUCGUCGCCAGUAACUGAAGAUAUAAUUUCUCCUCCACAACUUAGGUACAGGAAAUGAAAACCCUAAGAGUUCAAAUAACGAUUUGUACUAUAAGCCCAGUGAAUAUGUAGAAAUAUGUGGAAAAUUUAAAAUCUAUUUGAAAGCCACCGAUAAAUUGAAGAAUGCUCUUCAUUUCAACAAUAAUGAUAAUUAUGAAUGCUCAAACAAAGCUGCAUACUUUGUAGACUUGGAUAAGUUGGCUUCUGAAGUAAAUUGUAAUGAUGUUAGUCCUCAAAUUCCUCCAAGCACUGUGGAAAAAGAUUUGAAUCGUUCUAUAUGUUGUCGGCCUAAAUUUUCGAAACAAGUCGAAUAUUUCCGUGAACCGUUAGUCGUAGACCACCUUUUUUAAAAACUCGUGGAGACCUUCAAAUUUCAUCUAAAGAGUUUUCCUCUCCGACUUGCCGUUUUUGAGCUAUGACGGUUUGAAAUUUCGACUUUCAUCAAAAUCACAGUACCUUAGGAAAGCAUAGGACCAAAAAAAUAAUGUGAAAUUUCCCGAAUUUCUCUUUGACCACGGUAUAAAGAGGAUCCUGAAGACUCGCAAAACAAUUUUUUUUUUAAUUUUCCGAUUAUGUACCCAUGCAUUUUCACCAUUUUGCGCCGAUUCGACACAGCACAGCACAGCUCCACUAAACUGGCCACAAGUCGAGUGUCUUUGAACCUAUUUCCUUGAAGCUUGUUUUCGAUAAGGGAUUAAUAAAUUGCCACCGUUUCAAGUCCUCAAAGGCUAGAGGAAGACAACCUCGAUCACAAAUUACCUAUUCCUCAUACAUCGGGCUAAUUCCACGAAUUCGGAAAAACUGUAGACUAGUCAAAGACCCAAUCAACAGCUUCGGAACAGGACCGAAAAUCAGAGACGAACUAAGCAACCAAAACGGUCAAUGAGUAUUGUUAUAACGUCCAUCAAGGAAUCUCUAGGAAGAUGAAAGUAGUCAAUGUCAGAGAUAAAACAAAAAAAAAUGGACCUGUAUAAACGAAACAAUGAUAAAACUGAAUGUAUAUUAUGUUUUUAAGAAAAAUAACAAUUUUGGGAACAUAUGGAGUGAAGAUUCUAUCUACAACUCGGUGAUCAAAUCAUAGAAGAAGGAAACUCAAGGGAAAUAAAUAUUGCUAGGAGACUGCCUAGCAAAAUUUUUGUCUAAUUUCUAAAAACUAAAAUUUUGUGCAAAAAUAGUAAAUACCAUAAAAGAAUUAAAUCAAAAUAUUAAUUUUUUCAGUUUUCUAAAAUUUAUUGUGAAGUUAUCACACUCAAAAGAAUCUACUAAAUAUCUGCACAUAGUAUCUAAAAAUAAAUUGAGGUACACUAAAGCAAAACAUUUUUCAGUUUUAAAAAAUGAUUGUUAAGGUUGUCACAAGCAAGUAGCGUACUAAAUAUCUGUACAUAAUCUUCAUAAUCAUGACUCCGAAGAUGUUUUAGUAUUUGGGAAGUUUUGUAUCCAGGAAUAAUAAUUUCAUACUUGGUGUUUCAUCAAAUUUUUCCCAUCGAAAGAACUUAAUCUUUUUCCUUUUUUUUUUGUGUAAAUAAAUAUUGCUUUUCAACAUAACAAAAUACCUAGUUGAUAAUCAUUGUUCUAUUAUUGUGAAUAAAUACUUUUGCAGUAAAUACAUGUUUUUUGUUUUAUGCAAGUCGAGAUGCAGAACAUUAAUUAGUUUCCUUUGUGAGAAUAAAACAUAAUUAGUGUAAUUUUUAAGUAUCUUAUGGUUCUAUCAUAGCAUUUUAUAUCCAAAUCAAAUUACAUACAGGGUCUCCCUUUUACUCCCACUAAAACAAUAGUCUUUUUCCAAGAUUUUGACAAGCUGAGACCUUUAAAAAGAGGUAUGUGACACGACCCCUAUCCCUUAUUCAAAUUUGGGGGGUUGUUCCCCCCCCCCCCCAGCUAGGGGGUUAAAGCUACGGGGAUGAAAAAUAGUUCCGCCUUAAAUCGAAAAUCGACGUGUCCGAGCGUUUUUCCAGAUUUUCAAUCCAAAUCUAAUAAAUCGGGGUUGACUGUUUUCCCUGGGACACCCUGUAUGUACUAAUCUUAAACUAAAAACUACUAACUAAUACUGGCCUUUAUAUAUCCGCGUAAUCCAUCGUUGUAAAAUCCAGAAGAACGCAAUUGCGUCUUUUCCUGAAUAAGGCAGUAUUUUCUAGAAUUCAGUGAUUAGAUUCUGUGCGCCUUGGCGUAUGCGCCACAUUUCGUUACACUGCCCUCCUCAAGGUUGAUCGUCCCGAUCAACUUAGAGUCUAGAUGUACAACUUUCAUCUUACUCCUGGUGAUGCGCUGAACUCGAUAAACCAAAUCAUUGAUCCUCUUGAUUAUUCUGCAGGGUCCUCCCCAUGCUGAAGACAAUUUCGGAACACUCCUUUCUUUCUUGUUGGAUUAUACAGCCAUACUAAAUCACCUUCUUGAAAUCCGACUGAAUUGGCAUUCAAGUCGUAUCUGAGGCGGGAUUCUGUAACGGAUAGAGAUCGUUAUUCCUAUCGCUAUGGAACUUGCUGUCUUCUUCUCUCUUUCCGAAAUCAGUAGAGAGGGGACGUCAAUAGAGAUAGCGAAAAUAUCUCUAUUCCUUACAGAAUUCCACUGCUGGUCUUCAUUCCGUCCCUGGCCAACUGAAUAUGCUCCCGAGGUUAAUCAUGUAUCACCAGAAGUCGUGCCCUUACUUCGUCAGCAUAAUUUCGAAUUUCUUUCCGUUCUUCUUCAGGUAUUCCAAACAUCAGAUCGCAAGGUAACCUGAGUUCCCUCCCAAAAACGAUUCUAGCUGGAAUUCCACUUGUUGACCUGUGAAUAGCUGCUCUGGAAGCCAUUAAAAAUAGAGGCAAAUGUUUGUCCCAAUCCCGCUGGUUUUUUGUGCGACUACUUUUUUCAGGUCUUCCUCUAUAUGGUCUUAUUGAAUCGUUCCACCAUGCCAUUAGACUGUAGAUGUAAAGGUGUUGUCCUUGUCUUACACAUUCCCAUGAUCUCACAAAUUUUUUUAAAGAUGGCAGACUCGAAGGUUCGUCCCUGAUCUGAAUGCAACUCAUGACGACUGAAAACUUCGCCCACUAAUACCUGGGCAAUAGUGAUGGCUUCUUGAUUUGAAAUAAUAGCGAAAACGUCUGGCCAUUUACUGAAGUAAUCCAUGAUAACCAAGAUGUAUUUGUUACGACGCUCUGACUCAGGGAAUGGCGCUUGCCGGCAAUAUCUAUCGCUAUUCGUUCAAAUGGGAGACCGACGUUGUACUGUGUCAUGGGCGCCCGAGAUCUUAGUUUAGGGCCUUUACUGGUAGCACAGAUGUCGCAUUUUCGGCACCAGUUUUUAACGUCUUCAUGAUAGUGAACCCAGUAAAAACGUUCCCGAAUUUUGUCCAAAGUCUUGUUAACUCCAACAUGUGUCAAAACAUCUUCUACUCGAUCUUUUGGAAUAACCAGUGUUGGCUCUUAGUAAAUUUUCCAUCGGCACUUUCCCAAAUUCUUUUCAGUAAACCAUUUUCUACGGCCAGAGACUUCCGCACUGAGCCCACAGCGCCUUAUAAAUCAAACUCUUGUUCGACACUUCCCUCCAUUCUGGCUUACAUUCAUCAUUUUCUUUGAGAUGUAGAAAUUACCCGGCGAUGUCCUGGUCUGCUUCUUGAUCUGCUCUCAUUUAUUUGGUAGUCCAUUUGUCAUCAACGAUCGGACCCGUUGUUCUCACAGCCGUACCAGUGUUUUUCACAUGCAUAUCGAUUUUUUGACGGAGCUUCCAGUCUUUUUUGCAUAGUCGUCUAGACAGAGCUUCAGCAUUUUCAUGAAGGUUUCCUGGUCGAUGUUUAGGGCUGGCGUCUCUAGAUCUCCAAAAGCGUUGGAACGAUCCCUAGAUGGAAAGGGCGUCCUUAGUCUACAAUUCCAUUGCAUAUGUCCAAGCUUAUGGCACCGGUAACAUUUUACUCGGUUUCUCGGUGUUGGUGUUUGUUUGAAGUCGUUUCCCAGUUGUCUACCCUCUAGUAAUAGUUAUAGUUUCUCCAUUUUCUCCAUGAGCUUACGCAUAACAUUCUCGAAGUUGCCCUCCUCUUUCGACGAUUGCUUAUCGUUUGGGUCUUCAAUGGAUACUGCUCGUAUUCUGAGUCGUGAGGCACCAAAGAUUGUUUCCAGUUCCAAUGCUCGGACGAG